This is a messenger RNA of Urocitellus parryii (Arctic ground squirrel), 2631 nucleotides long. It is a transcript of the gene Pwwp2b, whose product is annotated as PWWP domain containing 2B. Gene Ontology annotation, cellular component: nucleus; nucleoplasm. NCBI's taxonomy places the organism in Eukaryota, Metazoa, Chordata, Mammalia, Rodentia, Sciuridae. The record is from RefSeq and is a predicted model, not a curated record.
GGCGGCCUCGGGACGCGGCGGGAGCAUGGAGCCGCGGGCCGGCUGCCGGCUGCCGGUGCGGGUGGAGCAGGUCGUCAACGGCGCGCUGGUGGUCACCGUGAGCUGCGGCGAGCGCAGCUUCGCCGGGAUCCUGCUGGACUGCACGAAAAAGUCCGGUCUCUUUGGGCUGCCUCCGCUGGCUCCACUGYCCCUGGCUGACAAUGCCCCUGCCCUCAGCGGCCGCGGCCAGGCCCCUGAGGAGAGGGAUGGAGAGAUGAUGCAGCUGGGCACAGGCUCCCCAACUCCUCCCUGCAGGGACCAGCCCUCAGAGGACCAGCUCCCCAGGACGUCCGGCCCCGAGCCGCCCCCACCCCUGGUGCCUCCGCUGCCUGCUGGGAGCCUGCCCCCCUACCCGCCCUACUUUGAAGGCGCCCCCUUCCCUCACCCACUCUGGCUCAGGAACACUUACCAGCAAUGGGUGCCACAGCCUCCGCCCAGGACCAUCAAGCGGACCCGGCGGCGUCUAUCCCGCAACCGUGACCCGGGCCGGCUCAUCCUGAGCACCAUCCGCCUGCGGCCUCGCCAGGUGCUCUGUGAGAAGUGCAAGAGCACCGUGAGUCCCCAGGAGGCCAGCCCUGGACCCCCUGCUGCCCCCAGGGCCCGCCGGAGRCUGGGCAGCGGCCCAGACAGGGAGCCUCGCAAGCCCGAGGAGCCCGAGGAUGGCGACCCGGUGGCUGCRGCCACUGCGAGGAGGAGCAAGAGGGAGAAGCGGGAGGAGGAGCGGGCUCCCGGGGAGCAGGUCCCUCGGAGCCCCGUCAUCAAGAUCUCCUAYAGCACUCCCCAGGGCAAGGGCGAGGUGGUCAAGAUCCCCUCCCGUGUGCACGGCUCCCUGGAGCCCUUCUGCCCCCAGCAGGCCCUGUACAAUGGCAGCCCGGACCCCGAGGCACCGCGGGACAUGGAGCCCAGGGACCCUGGGGACCGCCUGCCCAGUGGGCCCUUGGCCUCCAUCCCCAAGCUAAAGCUGACCCGUCCUGUGCCCGCUGGCUUGGACCUGCCGCCCCCCAAGAUCCGCCUGAAGCCYCACCGCGUGGGGGAUGGCGAACAGGAGCCGCUGUACAGGGCUGAGCUGGUGGAGGAGCUGAGCGGCUGCCUGCGAGGUCCCCGGGCCAGCCCUCCGGCCCUCCUGGCGGACGGCUCUGCCCAUGGGCUGGAGGACUUGUCUUCUGGAAGUUCUGGCGAGGACGAUGACUUCAAGAGGUGUCCCCAAGGUAAACAGGGACGUGAGGGGUUGGCUUUUCUUGUCAACUGCCCGGAAGGAAGGGCAGACUGCACCAGCGAGUCUGUGUGUAGCAGCGACAGCCUGGACGAGUCCAAGUCCUCCAGCUCCGAAGUCACGUCUGCAGACACAGGGGACCUGUCAUCCGGCGACGGUGCCUCCGUGCCUUCCUCCUCCAGGGACGCUAACCAGACAGUCCCACCCCUCACAGUCAGGCUGCACACUCAGAGCGUCUCCAAGUGCGUUACCGAAGACGGAAGGACGGUGGCCGUAGGGGACGUCGUGUGGGGUAAGAUCCAUGGUUUUCCUUGGUGGCCAGCMCGUGUCCUUGACAUCAGCCUUGGCCAGAAGGAGGAUGGAGAGCCCUCUUGGCAAGAAGCAAAAGUCUCAUGGUUUGGGUCUCCAACUACAUCAUUCUUAUCUAUCUCAAAACUCUCCCCUUUCUCUGAAUUUUUCAAACUGAGAUUUAACCGUAAGAAGAAGGGGGUGUAUCGGAAAGCUAUAACCGAGGCUGCGAAUGCCGCGCGACACGUGGCCCCAGAAAUCAGGGAGCUCUUGACCCAGUUUGAAACAURACAUUGGCUCCCUGACCAGGUCACUGAUGGUGAGGGCACGGCUGUCAUCCUGGAGCUUCUGACUUCCAUCCGAGGGACCUCUCGUGCCUUCUGGCCGGCUAUGUGUGGAGACACGCUGGGCACCGUGGUCAGCCUGGUGCAAAGCCCCCAGAGCAGCAGGUGUGUCCAGGGAGGGGACAAGCCCAGGGCACGGCGGCUCCUCUCAGCUGAAUGGGCCUGUGGCUCAGGCUACAAUAUCCCUGGCUGGAAGUCCCAGGAACUCAGUGACAAGCUUGCGGCUUCCUGUGUCAGGCCCAGAUAGCUGCCGGGCUCAGGCAUUCCUGUGCGGAGCAGGGCCUUCCUCCCUGGCCAGUCUAGCCACUGGUGUGGGUGGCCAUGUCCAGCCAUGGAGCAUUCUCCUGGCAUGGCGGUCCUGGCUGCUCAGCUCUGGCUGCCCUGCCAGCUUGAGGAAAACCAAGUUGCACGUCUGCCUGUCUUUCCCCAGCCCUUGGGUGCAGGGUCGUAGGGCAGCUGAGAGCCSGGGACCCGCCCACGUCUCCCCCACGUUCCUCCCAGAGCGCAGGUCUCCCCCGUGCCCAGCCCACCUGCAAGGCCACCUUGUCCUGGAGAUGUUGCCACCAGCUCACGGCACAGUGAGGAGGAGGUGAAGGGCAGGCCUCAGAGACGGGCGCUGACGUUGUGAGGCGCCUCCGCGGUGCUGUGUAAGAGCAUUCCCUCCCCGUCACUGUAACGACCAAAAGGAAGAAGAAAAGGAAAAGAGAAAAUCUGUCUUCUGCCUUUUCUUUGUUUAAAUGUGAAAGA